UGCUACAACAGAUAAAACAUAACUUCUUUCAUUCACAUCGCUAUCUAUAUCUAGUAGCUCUUACAAUAAAUUGGUAUCGUAUAUUUAACCAGGCUCUUCAAGGAAAGUUCAAACAAAGAGAUCAGAUAAGAUUAUCUAGUAACAUUUACGCACAGGGCACAAGCCGAAAACCCCGCAUUAUUACUCAAGAAGGGUCAUUUAUGGCGUCUUUUAGAUCUAAAGUCCGUCGAUUUGUACCUCAUCUUGUAAGACUUAUGAUUCUCUUACCGUCCCAGACUCUUUCCAUUUAACAACUCAACAAAUUCAAUCAUCAUGGUACAAAAUUUACGUCUAGCUGUUUCGCAGUCUCAUACACUCUCCACAACAUCUGCCACUCUUGCUGCUCUCUCUAAAACCACACAACAUGCCGCGACUAAAUCGAUCGAUCUUAUUUUAUUCCCAGAAGCGUACCUAGGAGGUUACCCUCGCACAGCUACAUUUGGUGCAGCAGUCGGAGCUCGAGAUCCCAGAGGCCGUGAACAAUUCCUACAUUAUUACAAGGAUGCCGUUGAUUUAGGAGAUACGCCGGAAGGGGCAGGAAAGAAAUGGGUUAACAAAGAACUUGAGGUUGGAGGUGAUGGAAAGCGUGGAGAUGGAACGAGAGAGGAGCUUGAGAAAAUCGCGAGAGAAACUGGGGUAUUCAUUGUGACAGGAUUAGUUGAGAGGAGUGGUGGGAGUUUGUAUUGUGGUGUCGUAUAUGUUUGUCCAAAAUUAGGAAUGAUUGGGAAAAGGAGAAAGGUUAUGCCGGUAUUUCCAAUAUCCCUUACUCUUUCAUGAUUUGAAGGUUUGAAACAUUGCUGGUGAAUGCUAAUUAUAUGUGGUAACAUAGACCGGCAGCGAGAGGCUCAUAUGGGGCCAAGGACAACCUUCAUCAUUACGAGCGGUUACGACUACAAUUCGAGGUGUGAAACUUACACUUGCAUCCGCAAUAUGCUGGGAAAAUUACAUGCCUUUGUUACGACAAUCUAUUUAUAGUCAGAACGUCAACUUGUAUCUGGCUCCCACGGCAGAUGCGCGGGAUACGUGGCUACCAUUGAUGCGGACUGUUGCAUGUGAGGGUAGAUGCGUGGUACUGAGCGCGAAUCAAUGCAUGAAGAGGUCAAAUCUUCCGAGCUGGAUAACAGGGAAUGAUAAAGAAGACAGCGCUAUCGAAGAUGGCCAUGCAGAUGAGUAUGGGCAUGCUCAAUCAAGGUCGAGGAGAAAGUCAAUCCUUACCGAUGAUGGAUGCGAAAUUGCACUUCCUCAAAGCAUAGCAGGAAUACCGGAAACCAUCGAAACUACCCAAAAAGAUGCAUCUGAUUUCAUAUGCAGAGGUGGCUCAUGUAUCAUUUCUCCUCUUGGUGACAUUCUUGCUGGUCCAGUCUGGGAUGAUGAGAAUGGUUUCUUAUCUGUUGACAUCGAUUUUGACGAUUGUUUGAGAGGCAGAUUGGAUUUGGAUGUAGGUGGUAGUUAUUCGAGGUAUGUUGGACCCUACUUUGAUCUCUGCUAUUACUCUUGCUAAGAAUUCAGGAAUGAUGCUUUCAAACUUACGGUGGAAGGUUUGGAUUUGAGCCCCCCUCCUUGAUAUCGGUUAUGUAUGGGAUGAAGAGGUGGUAUCGGCAUAAAAAGGAAACGAAUUUGCACAUCUCAAUGUAUUAUAUGCGGUACCAUUCAUAGGGUAAGGCUGGUUUCCUGUUCUGUUGAUCUGAAUCUAAGUUCAAGGAACUCUUUACAGAUCCUCAUGGUUCUCGACCACGUGGUACCUUUUGUACAGACCUCACCAUUCAUGUUUGGGUAAAUUUGAUGUUGUGGAAGCUACGGGUAGUCCAUUUUUAGCACUCCUUCCAUCUCAUGGCAGGCAAUAUCAUAUCAUUCUUGGCUUAGUUUGGCACCCAUUGAAUUAUGUUAUCUGGUUUUCUAUUCCAUUUGCGUAUUACAACAACAGAAGGCAGGU
Molecule: messenger RNA, 1972 nt
Organism: Sclerotinia trifoliorum
Lineage: Eukaryota; Fungi; Ascomycota; Leotiomycetes; Helotiales; Sclerotiniaceae
Source: the annotation of a GenBank genome assembly